AGAAGUAAAAUCUGGCAACAGAGCAAGGCAAAUAAUUUCAUCAAAAACAGUGUCCAUUAAAUAAGGCUUAGAAAAAUCAUUAAAAUCUGAGUUAAUUAUCAUACAAAAUGCUUCGCAAUAUCACUAAAUUGAACAUCACUAAAUCCAUCAUCGGAUCAGCUAGAAGAAAUGUUUCAACAACAUCCAGAUUAUCAGAUAUUUUCAAAGUUCAAGACGAGCAAGAUUUUGAAAAGAGAGUUAUAAACUCAAAGAAUGUAGUUGUAGUUGAUUUUAUGGCAACGUGGUGUAAUCCAUGCAAGCUAUUAGGUCCAAGGAUCGAAACCGUCAUCAACGAGCAUCAAGGAAAAGUGUCAUUAGCAAAGGUCGAUAUUGAUGAAUUGACAGACUUAUCACUCGAGUAUGGCGUUCAGGCUGUUCCAGUACUAGCAAUUAUGAAAGAUGGAAAGAUUACGACUCAAAUUGUAGGAUUACAAGAUAUAGAUGUUUUAAGGAAAUGGGUCAAGAGUAAUAUCUAAAAGUUUAAUUAAAGUACAACACAUAUAGGAAGAUUUAUAAAAGUUUUGUCGUUGAUUUGUAAAUAAAUUAGGGAAAAAUUGUCUUAAUAAAAAUAAAAGCUACAGAAUGUUAAGAACUAGA
Chironomus riparius is the source of this 636-nucleotide messenger RNA. The record is from the annotation of a GenBank genome assembly. NCBI's taxonomy places the organism in Eukaryota, Metazoa, Arthropoda, Insecta, Diptera, Chironomidae.